AUACCAUUUCACAAAUUUCAAAAAUCUCCCGUUUCAAUUGCCUUUCGCCCACCAUUUUUUCCCUCUUUUUGGUUUCUACGAAUUCACUCAAUCCUCAAGCUCAACUCUGCAGAUUUUCAGCAAAUUCGGAAACCCUAACCCUCUCCUUUUAUGGAAUCUCUUCAUCUGUAUCCUCGCCGCCCUUCUCCCGGACUCACCCGCUCAUGAGCAUACACAGAGAGGCCUAAUUUGAUACGAGCAAUGUCGGACGAAUUGAUCUUGCAUUUAUCCAAUUCCUCGAACCAAUCGGGUCAGUCCUCUAAGAUCGCGAAGCUUGAAGCGAGAUUGGUGGGCAAGGCUUCGUCUGCAGCUGCCUCACAGCCGCAACAAGUCCAGACGCAGCUGAAUUCGUGGACUGUGUCUGCCAAGUUUGGAGGUGCUGCGGAUGGUUUGGGGGAGUCUUUAGUUGAUAGCGAUGAUUCGGACGAUGAUAGCGGAGGAGCCUAUCUCAUACAAGCAAAUACUCAAAAGCGGCGGAAGGUUGAUGAAGUAUGUAGCCCUAUUUCUGUUGAACAAGCUGAGGACAGUAAUUUUUCUGGAAGUACCCAACCGGCAGCAGCUGAUGCUCGGGACAAGAACACAGAGCCAGUUGACAACAACAAGCUAGGUGGUGAUGUAAGUAAAAGAAAACAAAGCCGUGGUCGGGCUAAUACUUCUUCUGGUAGGGGGCGGGGUUCUCGUGUUAGUGAUCAGGCAAGAAAUCAGAGUAUUUCUCCGGCAAAUGGACAGGUCGAGAACUCCCCUUGUAAGGAUGGUCUCGUUAAAGAACAGCUCGGGCAUGACUCCUCAAGAGAGGAUGAAGGAACUUCACUACGCGCAAAGGUUUCAGCAAUGGAGGAAGAACUGAAAAAAUCACGUGAAGAGGUUUCUGAUUCCCGGAAUAAAUGUGAACGACUUGAAAAGGAGCUUAAGGAUAUCAGAGAUUAUGAACAACAGAUGAAACCAAAGAGAAUGAAAGUAAUGUCUGAUUUAUUGGUGUCUGUAUCAAAAGCUGAAAGACAAGAGGCAAGGAUGAGAGUACGCCAGGAUUCCCUCCGACUUGGCAACAUUGGAGUGGUCAGAGCUGGGACGAUCAUAUCUGAAGCGUGGGAGGAUGGACAAGCCAUGAAAGAUAUCAAUGCCCAACUUAGGAGUUUGUUGGAAAUGAAGGAGGGAAUUGAAAGACAGAGAAAAUCUCUGAAGAAACGACCAUCCGACAAGGGUGAGGUAGCUGAUGCAGAUGGCGGGAAUCAGGAAGAAGAUGUUCUCAUGCAGGAUGAAAUUUUUAAGUCUCGCCUAGCCAGCAUCAAACGGGAGGAGGAAGCUGUAUUGCGUGAAAGAGACCGCCAUGAAUUGGAGAAGGGAAGAUUAAUACGUGAAAUGAAACGUAUAAGGGAUGAGGAUGGCUCUCGUUUCAACAAUUUUCAGAUAUUGAAUCACCGCUAUGCUCUGUUAAACCUUUUGGGCAAAGGAGGAUUUAGUGAAGUUUAUAAGGCUUUUGACUUGGUGGAACAUAGAUAUGUUGCCUGUAAGCUACAUGGUUUGAAUGCUCAGUGGAGUGAAGAGAAGAAGCAAAGCUAUAUACGGCAUGCAAUCAGGGAAUAUAAUAUUCACAAAACUUUGGUCCACCGUCACAUAGUUCGGCUUUGGGACAUCUUUGAGAUUGAUCACAACACAUUCUGCACUGUCUUGGAGUAUUGCAGUGGCAAGGAUCUCGAUGCUGUUCUUAAAGCAACACCUAUACUCCCAGAAAGAGAAGCUAGAAUUAUUGUAGUCCAGAUCUUUCAGGGCCUUGUUUACCUGAAUAAAAGAUCACAGAAGAUUAUUCAUUACGAUUUGAAACCUGGAAACGUUCUAUUUGAUGAAUUUGGCGUUGCCAAAGUCACAGAUUUCGGUCUUAGCAAGAUUGUGGAGGACAAUGUUGGAUCCCAAGGCAUGGAACUUACAUCCCAGGGCGCUGGUACGUAUUGGUAUCUGCCUCCUGAAUGUUUUGAGCUAAACAGGAUACCUCUCAUAUCCUCGAAGGUUGAUGUUUGGUCUCUGGGCGUCUUAUUGUACCAAAUGCUGUUUGGCAGACGGCCUUUUGGGCACGACCAAAGUCAAGAGAGAAUUCUUCGUGAAGAUACAAUUAUCAAAGCCCGUAAAGUUGAGUUCCCUUCAAGACCAUCUGUAUCUAAUGAGGCAAAGGAUUUUGUUCGCCGUUGCCUAACAUACAAUCAAGCUGAGCGACCUGAUGUUUUAGCUAUUGCUCAAGAUCCAUACGUGAUCUAUACGAAGAAAUGACGAUUGCUCGGUUCAGAGCUACGCUGCAGAUGAAAGGAUGUGUCUGUGGGAAGAAGUCAUUUACUUUUUGAGGAGAUGAAAACUUGGAAACUUUGUACAUUGGGAAAAAUGCUGUGUUAGCUUCCAUUUUUUUGUUUUUUUUUUUCAUUUUUUUUUGUGCUUAUGUGGGGUUGUACCCUUCUGCUUUGUUCCUUCGACUUUCAUGGAGAUCAUUUCUUACCUUAAUUAUAUGUGAUGGAACCAAAAGUUAUUUGCAUGAAUGAAAAUUAUGAUAGAAAAGAAAUAUAAGAUUAAAGAUGUAUUAUUGACA
Messenger RNA from Salvia hispanica, 2611 nucleotides. RefSeq names its product serine/threonine-protein kinase TOUSLED-like. Gene Ontology annotation, cellular component: nucleus. Gene Ontology annotation, molecular function: protein serine/threonine kinase activity; ATP binding. NCBI's taxonomy places the organism in Eukaryota, Viridiplantae, Streptophyta, Magnoliopsida, Lamiales, Lamiaceae. Gene Ontology annotation, biological process: chromosome segregation; peptidyl-serine phosphorylation; intracellular signal transduction. The record is from RefSeq and is a predicted model, not a curated record.